AUGGCAGGGUCCCAAUUAAAACAGCUAAAAGCUGCUUUGAAAGAAAAAGGAUUAAUAGGUCAAACAAAUACCAACAACAAAAAAUCAACUAAAGGAAAAACAUCAAGAAGAAAUGAAACAAAUAGGGAUUUACAACAACAGAACUUACAAGAAAUCAGAAAUAAUUUUAAUAAAUUUGAUCAAAGAAUAAAUAGAACUAAACAUGACAUAUCAAUAGCGACAAAGCAAGGUAUGGUCAAAAUUGGAUCGAAACAACAUAAUGAAUAUGCAGCCAAAAAUGGAGCAAUGCAAAAACAAAUCAAGAUGCAAUAUGAUAUGGAAAAAAAUCGUAAAGGUAAAACUGGUGGGAUAUUAGAUAAAAGAUUUGGUGAAAAUAAUUCUCAUUUAUCUCAAGAAGAAAAAAUGUUGGCUAGAUUCACAAGAGAAAGACAAAAUGCAGGAGGUAAAAAGAGGGGAAUGUAUUCAUUAGAAAGUGAUGAUGAUAAUUCAGAUUUUGAUGAAGAUGAGCAAGAUAAUGGUGGUUUUCAAUUAACACAUUCUGGACAAGCUUUAUCAUUGGAUGAUGAAGAGACUAUAAAAUAUGUUGAUGAAGAUCAAUUACCACAAAAUAUAGAUUCAGAACCACCAAGAAAAAAAUCUAAAAAUGAAGUAAUGAAAGAAAUUAUAGCUAAAUCAAAAUUUUAUAAACAACAAAGACAACAAUCAUUUGCAAAACAACAAGAUCAAAUAGAUGAAUUAGAUGAAGAUUUUGGAGAUAUAAUGGAUGAUUUGAGACAAGUUCAAACCACAUUACCAAAACAACAAUUUUCAAAUAAAUCAGAAAAAGAACUUGAUUAUGAUAAUAAAGUAAGAGAAUUAAAUUUUGAUAGAAGAGCGGUCCCUGCAGAUCGAACCAAAACCGAUGAAGAAUUACAAAAGGAACAUGAUGAAAAAAUGAAAAAAUUAGAACAAGAUAGAUUGAAAAGAAUGGAAGGAUUUGUUGAUGAUAGAGAAGCAGAAGGUGAUGAUUUAGAUGAUGAUGAUGGAUUUUGGGGUGGUGAUGAUAGUGAAAAUGAAGAAAAUGGGUUUACUAUAAAAGAUGAUGGAGAAGAUAUUGGAGAUGAAGAGGAAGAAAAUGAGGAAGAUGGGAAUGGAGGAAGCUCAGGAGGAAGACCUAAAACUUUAAAAACUCCAGCAGUUAUUAUGCCAACAACAAUUGAAGAAUUUAUAGAAAAAAUGUCAACAAUUCAACCAUUACAACAACCAAAUUAUAUCAAAAUAUUAUGUGAGACAUAUAAACCAAAUUUAGCUCAAGGAAAUAAAGAAAAAAUGCAAAAAUUUGUAUCCAUAUUAUUUGAAUAUAUUUUAUACUUAUCAAAUAAUUUUAUAAAUUUUGAACCAUUUUUAAAAAUCUUAAAAAACUUAUCAUCAUCAUAUAAUGAACAAUUGGUUGAAUCAAUGAGAUUAUACAUACUGGAAAUUUCUACUAGAAUAAAUGAUUUAAAACCAAGUGAUUUAAUAUUUUUUGUUAUAGUUGCUUAUUUAUUUUCAACUUCUGAUCAUUAUCAUUUAAUUGUUACUCCUUCAAUAAUAAUAAUGAAUCAAAUAUUAAGUCAUUUAAUUUAUCAUUCAGACAGGAUUGAAAAAUUAGGUCAAGGUGUUUUUAUAAUUGAUGUUUUAUUAAAGUAUCAAAGAUUUUCUAAAAGAUUUGAUCCUGAAAUUUUAAAUUUUUUGGAAACUUCAUUUUUAAAAUUAUGUCCUGAACCUAAAUCGAUUAAUCAAGAUGAUUUAUUAAUAUCAAAUUCAAAUUUCAAUAAUUCAUUAAAUUUGUCAAAAUCUACUAAAUUUAACGUAGAAGAGAAUAAAGAACCAAUAAUAUCAAUACAAGAAUUGUUUUCAACUUCAAAACAAUCAUCAACUAAACUAGCUUCAAAUUUGCUUAUCAAAUUAUGUUACAUAAUGGAAAAAUGUAUAAACACAUGGAGAGAUAAUUCAUCAAUAAUAGAAAUUUUAAAAUCAUUUAUAACAUUACAAAAACACUUAAUAAAAUACACAUCAAUACCAACAACCACCCACUUAACAAAAUUCCAUAAAUUAUUAACAUCAGCACAACAACAAAGAAAACCAUUAAAAUUACAAUCACAUAAACAAAUUUCAAUAGCAACAUAUGCACCAAAAUUUGAAGAAAAUUUCAAUCCAGAUAAAAAAUCAUAUGAAUUAAAUAAAGAUAAACAAGAAUUAAGUAAAUUAAAACAACAACUUAAAAAAGAACGUAAAUCUGCCCUUAAAGAUAUUAGAUUUGAAAAUAAAUUUAUUGCAAGAGAACAAAUUUCUGAAAAAACUAAAAUGUAUGAUGAAUAUCAUAAAAAGAUGGCUAAUAUUGUAAACACUAUUCAAAAUACUGAAGGUAGUGAAAAGAAUCAAUAUGAAAGAGAGAAAAAACAAAGAAAACAACGUAAAUAG
Molecule: messenger RNA, 2442 nt
Organism: Lodderomyces jiufengensis
Lineage: Eukaryota; Fungi; Ascomycota; Pichiomycetes; Serinales; Debaryomycetaceae
Gene: NOP14
Product: snoRNA-binding rRNA-processing protein
Exons: 1
Coding region: 1-2442 (813 amino acids)
Biological process (GO): maturation of SSU-rRNA
Cellular component (GO): nucleolus; small-subunit processome; Noc4p-Nop14p complex
Source: RefSeq, a predicted model, not a curated record